AUGAAUCACACAGGAGCAAAAGCCAGUGCCUACGCAAAAGCGCUCGGAAAAUUUGAUUCAUAUUUCAUGCUCGGGCUGAUGAUCCCGGUAUUUGGGAGACUGGAGAGCGCAAAUUCUGCUCUGCAGAAGAAGAGCUUGCAGUUUGGGCAUACAGAGCAAACAGUGAAGACCGCUAAAGAAUGUGUUGCUGAACUCCGUGACAAAUUCCCUGGCUUUUGGAUCAUGGUGAAGGCCACGGCUGAGGAGCUCAAGACUGGGUGCCCCAGCCUACCGAUAAGGCAGCGACAAGGCCCACGUCGUUACGACGAAGGAUCUCAAGCACACGAGUUUAAAUCCACGGAAGCCUAUUAUGGGCAGAGGUUCCACAUGGUAAUUGACGCGGUUCACGCGUCUCUGUGCACUCGGUUUCCUGCCGGAAUGUGGGACCACGUGACGAAAAUCGAAAAGUUCUUGGUGGGAAAAACUGACAGCGGUUAUCUGUGCGAAUUCUAUAAAGGGGAUCUUGAUGCACGUCGCCUUCAGCUUCAUCGAGAUAUGCUGCUGGACACUGCAAAGCAGCAUUCCGUAAGCCUUGCUUCGUUCCAGGACGUAAAAGAUCUGCUCUCAGGAAAGGAAAGUGAACCACUGUGGACGAUACUUCCAGAAGUUGUUCAACUUCUUCGAAUUGUAUUGACCAUACAUGUGACGUCCUGCACAUCAGAAAAGUCCUUCUCGUGCCUACGGUGGCUGAAAACUUACUUGCGUUCCACAACUGGACAAGCCCGGUUAAACCAUAUUACCUUGCUCCAUUGCCACAAAGAGUUAGCUCGGGAUAGUUUGCUAGCUGAACGCUGUAGCAAACGAGUUCAUCAAACGAACAACUACUAA
Molecule: messenger RNA, 867 nt
Organism: Ornithodoros turicata
Lineage: Eukaryota; Metazoa; Arthropoda; Arachnida; Ixodida; Argasidae
Exons: 1
Coding region: 1-867 (288 amino acids)
Molecular function (GO): protein dimerization activity
Source: RefSeq, a predicted model, not a curated record